CUAAUUUCAAAUUAAAGCAACGGUUUUCCUCCCUAAAUGGAAUAUAAUUAAUAUUCCUUAGUAAUCAGCAAAAGUAAAAAACAUAGUUAAUAUUAAAAUAUAUUAAUGGACGUCCGCAGCCAGAGGCCGCCGUCGCCAACCGUGUCUUCUGGCUCCACAGCCAGAGGAGGCGUCUCCGGAGCCCGCAGCUGCCCCGGGCUGUGCCCGCCGCUCAGGCCUCCUCAGCCCUCCUCGGUGCUGCCCGCUCCUCCGCCCGGCCCCGCCGCUGGCCCCCGACCCAGCGGAGAUCAUGAAUCAGACAGAUAAAAAUCAAUAAGAAAUCCCAUCAUACCUUAGUGAUGAACCACCAGAAGGUUCAAUGAAAGAUCACCCACAGCAGCAACCAGGCAUGCUGUCCCGUGUGACUGGGGGUAUCUUCAGUGUUACAAAGGGAGCUGUUGGCGCCACCAUUGGUGGUGUGGCUUGGAUUGGUGGAAAGAGUCUGGAGGUGACCAAAACAGCUGUUACAACUGUGCCUUCCAUGGGAAUAGGGAUGGUGAAAGGGGGCGUGUCUGCUGUGGCUGGAGGUGUUACAGCUGUUGGGUCUGCUGUUGUAAACAAAGUGCCCUUAACAGGAAAGAAGAAAGACAAAUCUGACUAAAACAUGGAGAUACACUUGCUCUCCACAGCAUUAUGAUGCCAGUGGCAUUGAAUUGCUAAAUUAUGGACUACAACCAAGUCACCUGUUUUGGACGUUUAUCUUCUAACUGCUGUGUUGAAAGUAUUGAUGACUGACUGGCUUUUGUUUAAAAAGAAGAGACCAAUACUAGCACAGUGUAUGAAGGUUUCUCGUACUUAAAUUCCAGCUUUUUAUCUGGUAAAAUGUUACACUUAUUCAGUUGUAACUGAAGAUAUGGUAUAUUUGAAUAUUUACUAUAUAAGUCUUUCAGUUUAACUAAAAAUGUGAAAGUUGAAUUUGGUGGAUGAUCUUUACGGUUCCAUAUGUGUAAUGUGCCAGGUAACUCAUCUGCCCCUUAAGAAGGGAACCUUGAACUACAUAAACUGUACCUUUGAUGUGCCUAAUAGUUUCAGAUGUCUUAGUUUUUUUAAUAACCAUAGUAGAUUAGACCAAGAGGCAUUCUUUUCUUAUUUAAGAUGGUAAAAGUAGCAGGAACUAGAGAAGUUUGAAAGAAAAGAUUCAUGGUUUUAUGAGUGUUAACCGUCUUUUGUUAGAUAUGCAUUAUAUUAAUUUAAUCAUUGAUGCCUUACAAAAGAAAGCAUCUUUUCUAAUACCCUGAAUAUGUGCAGUUCUUAGGAUUAUUAUUAUAUAUGCAUUCUUUCAAAAGUUGUUUGUGAAAUUCAUUUUCCCUCAAGAAUCUCAGGAUUAGUGGGCUAAAGGCAUUUCUUGCUCUCAGCAGAUAAGAUAGUGCUUGUUAACUGUCAGUAGUUAUAACCAAAUUGUAUGCUUCAACCUGGGUUCAUGCUCCAACAUUAAUAAACCUCACAGUGCCUAUGGAACAUUUCUUUGCUGGUCAAAAGCUACAUUAAAGGAGUUUCAUAGUAAGGAGGAAAACAUAAAUCAUUUUAAGUUCUUGAGAAUUCCCUAAAGCAUCCCAAGAUAUAAAAGUUCUUAACACCUAUUUUGUCUCAAGGAUGGAUUAAAUUAUUAGCAA
This is a messenger RNA of Hippopotamus amphibius kiboko, 1652 nucleotides long. RefSeq names its product transmembrane protein 263-like. The coding region runs from base 359 to 640 and encodes 93 amino acids. The record is from RefSeq and is a predicted model, not a curated record. The transcript has a single exon. Lineage: Eukaryota; Metazoa; Chordata; Mammalia; Artiodactyla; Hippopotamidae.